UUGAAUAGGGAAGUUUUGCAGGGGUUACGCUUGCAGUCAGUCCGCUGUUUGCAAAUAUUGCGUGGGCUCGGCGCGCUGCGGGCUGCGGGAGGGUCCGGACCCGGCGUCCGAUUGCAGCGCCAUCCAGUUUGCAUGAAACUUUCACCUGCGCUCCCGGGGACAGUUUCUGCUCCGACUCCUGAUCGCUCUCCUCCCUGUUUUCCCGACAGCGGGGACUGUCUUUUCCAACCCGACAUGGAUGUGCUCCCAAUGUGUAGCAUCUUCCAGGAACUACAGAUUGUGCACGAAACGGGCUACUUCUCGGCUCUGCCGUCCCUGGAGGAAUAUUGGCAACAGACCUGCCUGGAGUUGGAACGCUAUCUUCAGAGUGAGCCCUGCUAUGUGUCAGCCUCUGAGAUAAAAUUUGACAGCCAGGAAGAUCUGUGGACCAAAAUCAUUCUAGCUCGGGAGAAGAAGGAGGACUCAGAACUGAAGAUUUCUUCCAGUCCCCCAGAAGACUCUCUGAUCAGCCCCAGCUUUAAUUAUAACUUAGAGACCAACAGCCUGAACUCUGACGUCAGCAGCGAGUCUUCAGACAGUUCUGAGGAACUUUCACCCACGACCAAAUUUACCUCUGAUCCCAUCGGUGAAGUCUUAGUCAGUUCAGGAAACCUGAGCUCCUCCGUCAUUUCCACACCUCCUUCUUCUCCAGAAGUGAACAGGGAAUCUUCUCAACUAUGGGGCUGUGGACCAGGAGACCUACCCUCACCAGGGAAGGUUCGCAGUGGGACUUCAGGGAAGUCUGGUGACAAGGGUAGUGGCGACGCCUCCCCUGAUGGCAGGAGGAGGGUACAUCGAUGCCACUUUAACGGCUGCAGGAAAGUUUACACUAAAAGCUCCCACUUGAAAGCACAUCAGCGCACUCACACAGGAGAAAAGCCUUACAGAUGCUCAUGGGAAGGUUGUGAGUGGCGUUUUGCAAGAAGUGAUGAAUUAACCAGACACUUCCGGAAGCAUACCGGUGCCAAGCCUUUUAAAUGCUCUCACUGUGACAGGUGUUUCUCCAGGUCUGACCACCUGGCCCUGCACAUGAAGAGGCACCUCUGAGGGAGCGGAGGAUGAAUCCUGUAGGCUAAAAGAGGCUUCCAGGCUGAGAGGCGGCCAUGGAAGGAGGGAUGCCUGUUCCAGCCAAAGCAUGCCAUUUUGCUUCCUGCCCAGUUACCUCCAGGGGCCUCUCUUUGGAAGGUCUUUUGAGGGCUACAAAAGUCGUGUCAGAAGCGGCAUAGCACCCACGCACGGUGCAUGGUGUUUGGGUGACCCUGGACUCGCCUCGCCACUGGUUCCUAACCUUCUGAGAGGCUCCCGAGCCUUCUGCCGUGAGCAUGCGCACUGAGAAUGUUAAUGGAUGGGAUGACUGUAUGUUGAGGAUCUAUUACUGACUGUAUGGUGAGGCAGACUUUUUUUUCCCCCCUUGUGGUAGCAAAUAACUGCAAGAGACAGAAAAAAAGCAGUUUGAAUGUUUUGUGUGUGAGGAGUAUACCAAGGAAUGAGUUUACCACCAAUCAUUUCCUGAAGGGUGUCUGCACCUUAAAAAAAAUAAAUAAAAACAAACAAAAAUAAAAAAAAUUAAAAAGUUUUUUAAAAAAAAAAAAAGGACAAACUUGGAGGGUGGGAGUGGGAACUCAGGACCCCAUAGUGGUGAGUGUGAAGGGCAAGGGUAGCACCUUUGCCCUUUCCUGUGUGAAAGGGCCUUCUGGUGUCUGGUGCAGCUCUGGAAUGUGCAGUGUGUCAAGUAGCUUGUUUUACUGGCUACACAGAGCUCAUUUGUAACCCAUUGUAUAAGCUGUAUUUACAAAUAACAGUGGUCAUUUCCCCUUAAAAUACAAAAAAGUCGUGCAUGGUCUGGGGAAGCUAUAUACGUUUCCAUGUUUCAAUUGGGUCUCCAAUCUUGAUUCCAACUAAUAAGCAGCUAUCAGAUUGAGUUUGUUUAAAAAUAAUGAUUCCUUAAGCCAUUUAGGCCUGGCAAGACACGACCCCCCCCCCAUCCUUCUGUUUUGUAACACUCCCUGUACAACCUGGUAUUGCGCAGUGUAGGGUCGUAUUUUCAGUGACUCAGUUUGAAUUUCCUUUUUGGAGAAUCUUAAGGUGCCCUUUGAAGAAAUUGGACAUGUGUCAAAUGUCUAAAUGCUUGGGCCUGGAAAUUGCUGGUCUAAUGUCACAUUAGGCUGAGAACGUACACUUUUUUUCUCAGUCGGGUGGAUCAACCACUAAGCUUAGAAACCGUUUUUCUCAUGCAGCUAUGUCUCUCUUAUUUAUGCCUUGAGGACUAAUUCUGGUUUUCUAGCUGUUAAUGCACUGUUGACCUUCAUAAUGGUGCCUUAUGCAACUGGCCCUUCUGUGGGGUCAAAUACAGGGGAAUGGGUGAUGCAUGCUUAAUUAAGGCUCUUUUUUCACCUGGCAUUGUACUGUAUCAACGUAUAAUAUGGAAAACAGAAAAAAAAAAACAAAACAAAACGAAAAACAGCAACAAAAAAACCACCUCUUUAAGAUCCCCCACAAUGACAAA
This is a messenger RNA of Arvicola amphibius (Eurasian water vole), 2545 nucleotides long. It is a transcript of the gene Klf6, whose product is annotated as Kruppel like factor 6. The transcript has 4 exons. Lineage: Eukaryota; Metazoa; Chordata; Mammalia; Rodentia; Cricetidae. The record is from RefSeq and is a predicted model, not a curated record. Bases 133 to 1086 code for a protein of 317 amino acids. Gene Ontology annotation, biological process: regulation of transcription by RNA polymerase II. Gene Ontology annotation, molecular function: DNA-binding transcription factor activity, RNA polymerase II-specific; RNA polymerase II cis-regulatory region sequence-specific DNA binding.